Benincasa hispida (wax gourd) is the source of this 1861-nucleotide messenger RNA. The record is from RefSeq and is a predicted model, not a curated record. NCBI's taxonomy places the organism in Eukaryota, Viridiplantae, Streptophyta, Magnoliopsida, Cucurbitales, Cucurbitaceae.
CAAAUCUUCUGUUUUAAAAUCUUCAAACGAUUCCCUCCAAUUCUCUCAAACUCCGUAAAUCUCUUCCUUCUUCAUUCUGAGAUUCCAUAGCUAUGGCGGCCAAUCUUCAUCGACCAGUACCACACUCUUCUUCAAGCGCUUAUUCCCGGAAGCAGAAAUCCCUCGGCCUCCUCUGCGCCAAGUUCCAUCUCGCUUCUCUUCCUUUUAGAUUUGUCUGUUUAUUCACAUAUAUCUUAUUAUCUCUUUUCGCUUGUAGUUUUUUGAGAUUGUACGAUCGAGAUGAUGUUCAGUUGAUCAGCCUCGACAAUGCUGCCUCUAGGCUGGGUGUUGAAAGACGACGUAUCUACGAUAUUGUUAACGUUUUAGAAAGCGUUGGAAUUUUGUGUAGAAAAGCGAAAAAUCAAUAUAGUUGGAUAGGAUUUUCUGGUAUUCCUAAGGCACUACGGCAACUUAAGGAAGAAGAUCCGAAGGGAAAUUGCUCUACCAUAGAUGAAAAUGAUAACUCAAAGUUGAUAGAUGACGAAGAUGAAACAUGUUCAGAUCUCACAUCUGUAAGCCACGAGUCUAAAUCUUCUGCGUCGGCGAGAUAUGUGGCAUCAGAUAAUCGGAGGGAAAAAUCUCUUGCACUUCUAACGCAGAAUUUUGUCAAGCUCUUUAUUUGCUCUAACGCACAUGUGAUUUCACUUGAUGAAGCUGCAAAAUUACUGCUAGGUGAUGCACAAAGUGCAUCGAUAAUGAGAAGCAAGGUCAGACGCCUUUAUGAUAUCGCAAAUGUGUUAGCAGCAAUUCAUCUUAUUGAAAAGACGCAAACAGUUGAUACCAGAAAGCCUGCAUUCAGGUGGCUAGGAUUGAGAGGUAGAGUCGAGAAUUGUCGUGCAGGCAAGCCGGUGGACUCAAAUAAAAGGAGUUUUGGAACCGAUAUAACUAACAUCAAUUUGAAGAAAAACAGAUUGGCAAAUUCAUUUGAUCUGAAUAAGAGCCCCAAUUCCCAGCAACAAAAGCAUGUGCAGCUUGAAGGUUGUGGGGUUGAAGCAGAUGGGGGCGAGUUAGAGCGCGAUACAAAUUGUAAGAGCUUCAAAUUUGGCCCCUUUUCUCCCAGUGAUAGACUAGAAGCUAAAGCAUCAAGAAAUGAAGCAAAUCGGUGUCGUAAUAACUGGGUGAGCCUUGCCUCGGCUUACCAUCCUCAGUAUCAAAACCAAGGUAUGUUCUAUUCUAGUUUCUCUGUUAAGAACUCAUGUGGAGUGAACUUACUUGAAGACAAAAGUAAACAUACCAGUAGUUUUCCUUCCUAUGAUUUUGCAGCUUUAAGAGAACUAUUCUCCCAUUACAAGGAAGCCUGGAAGUUAUGGUACUCUGAAACUGUGAACAGAUCAUGAACACAAAUCCCUGAAGCAUAAUUCUUGUCAACCAACAUCUAUUUUGACUUAGUAUAGCAUUGAAGUCAUCCUUAUGAUGAUUGAUUUUUGUAGCUUUGGGUAUCUCUUGUCAACCAACAUCCAUCAAGUAUAGCAUUCGAGUCAUUCUUUUGUUGAACUGAUUUUUGAAGCAUAGGGUACUUGGCUGUGCCAACUCCGAUCUCUGGAGGCCAUCAUCAUGGUGUGUAGAUAGUUGCACUGCGCUUAAAGCCUAGGGACGCAUAAUGACUUGGAAUGUAGCUAGUUUAUCUACAGAUAAGUAGUUUAUUGUCUGUGUAUUUUGCAUAAUUGAAUCAAUGUAGUAGCCAAUUUCAAUCAGAUCUCAAUUUACAGAAGUCCGCCUCCACACCCGUUUUUCGAGUAGAACAGGGUAAUAUGAAACAAAAAUGUACUAACUUAUUAUUUUUGUUUAGUUUUUUUUUUUUUUCAUAGAAUUAUUUCCUCUU